GGCGUGUUAUGUAACAAAAUGACUUAAGUACAAUUCUAAAUAUAAGCAGCAACAAUUGUUUGUUUUUCAACAACAAGCUAGCAGCAAAAUUUUUUGGAUAAAGCAAUCGUAUUCCAAAAAAUUAAGUUAAUUUGCUGUAUUCUAUUUUUAAAAAAAUACAAAACUCUGACUACAAGUGAAAAGGUUAAAAAAUUCAAAAAUGGAACAUAAUAAAUCAUAGUUCAUUUUACGCAACUUACACCAUUUUUAUCUUUAACUCGAAAGUAGUUCAAGUUCGCUCUUUGUUAUUAUUUGGAAGUGAUGCAGUGGUAUGUGUAAGACUGCAUUCAGUUGGAUACGAAGAGUUCGAUCAUGAUUAUUGCAAUAAUUGUAUCUUUAAUCUCGAUUCCUUUCGAAAUUCUUUAUUGGAUUAAAUGGAUUAUCGCAUAUUUUGCACUCCGAACCUAUUAUAAAACGCAUAGAAGAAGAUUUGAUUUGUAUCAACCUAAUGCAAUCGGAGAUCCCGAGAAAGUGGGAUUUUUGGUUCCUCAAGUAGAGGCUGAGCUUGAAUCACCUCAAUCGGAAACCCAUUUACAAGAGUCAGCAGAUGAACUACUGUUCUACGGAAUAAAUUCAAAAGCGGAAUGUGUUCUGGUCCGCAUCACAAGAGGAUGCAACCAAGAAGCCGAAGCUUGGAUCUAUUUGAAAUUGGCUGAUGGCACGACUUAUCAUUUGGCUGAGCAUGUCAAUUAUCAACAACCAUUUGAGGGAAAAUGUCUGGUCUUUUCUUGCGGGAACUUACAAAUGCAUUAUUUGUCACCCAUGAGAAGAUGGAGAAUACAAUACUGUGGUUCUCUAAUGCGGAAAUCAGAGAAUAAAGAAGCACACGAUGGAAAAACUUUUGUGAAAUUCGUCUUCUUAUGGAAUGCUUCGUCUGAUGUGUAUGAUCCAACACUCGAUACUAACCCAACAGGAUUUACCAGCGCUAUUGCUAAAUCUGAAUGGGACUCUCUUUUUCAACCCCCGGUUCAAAAAGUCGCCGAGAGCAUGAAUUUCUAUUGCCAGGUGGGGAAUAUAAGAGGAACAGUUUCUAUAAAUGAAGAUCCAGAUUAUGAGAUGCAUUUAUUCGGAGAAAGGAUGAGAAGUUUAGGUAAUAGCUCUCAUAUAUCCGGAUGUAACUUCGAGAAUUUACUAGGAUAUGUGCCAGAGAAUGGCUAUGGGUUCCAUUUGUUAAAAGCAUCAGUUCCAAAAAUAUUCAAAGACAUACCCGCUGGUUUCCUCAUCAAUCCCUACGCAGAUAUGAAUCCUGUUAAAUAUGUUGAUAUCGACGUAAAGCCAUUCAGCACUGUUACUUCAACGCGGAAUUUUGAAGCUAAGUUUACUGCAGGUAUGUCAUGUAAUUUACAUGGCACAAUGUCCAACGAGCCUAUAGUUUUAUAUAGUGGUCAAGGAUGGAGCGGGUUCUUAGAGCUGUUCUUUGUACAAUUCACUUUUCAAAAUAAAACUGGUUAUGGAUUGUUUUUAUCAGGGGAGGUGUAUAAUGAGCCCCCGACACCAAGGGUUCCUAUGCGUCAAACGGUGUGCCCUAAAGAAGUGCCUGUGACAGUCAAGUUCACUGAUGAGAUCUCUCAAUUUGGUAGUAUAUCUGGCGGGAAAGGAUCAUCCUUGGGAAAACUCACAAAAAUGAGUCUUAAAGAUAAGUCGUUCAUUGUUCCCAAGGGGAUUAUUGUUACAACAUCUGCUUUUGAAGAAUUUUUAAAUUCUGACAUACUGAAUGUUAUAAAAAAAUUGGAAAAUGUCGUAUAUGGAAAUACUGAAGGAGAUGUGAAAACUGAAUGUGAAGUCGUUGCCAAAAAUAUUUCAAAUACAGCAUUACCAAAUAAGAUAAGUACGAGUAUCGUGGAAAAUUUGAAAUCGGUUUUUGGAGACGGAUAUAAAAACCGCAAGUUCGCAGUGAGAUCGUCUGCAACAGGAGAAGAUACCGAUGUGAUGUCAGCAGCUGGUCAAAUGGACACAUUCCUGGGAGUUCAAGGCUUACAAGAGAUUUUCUAUGCAGUCAAGAAAUGCUGGGCAUCGCAGUUUGGACAUAUAGCUAUUGAAUAUAAAAAGCAGAAUGGUCAAGUUCUGAACUCUCCGAUGGCUGUUGUUAUACAAGAGAUGGUGGCUUGUGAAGUUGCUGGAGUUAUCUUUACUUGUGAUCCUGUAAAUAAUAACCCGGAUGUCAUCACAAUAACAGCAAAUUAUGGAUUAGGAGAGACUGUUGUUUCUGGAUCAGUUGAGCCGGAUACAAUUAUGCUUGAACGAUC
Parasteatoda tepidariorum (common house spider) is the source of this 2285-nucleotide messenger RNA. The record is from RefSeq and is a predicted model, not a curated record. Lineage: Eukaryota; Metazoa; Arthropoda; Arachnida; Araneae; Theridiidae.